This is a messenger RNA of Cynocephalus volans (Philippine flying lemur), 2668 nucleotides long. It is a transcript of the gene NAPG, whose product is annotated as NSF attachment protein gamma. Gene Ontology annotation, biological process: intracellular protein transport. Bases 334 to 1233 code for a protein of 299 amino acids. The record is from RefSeq and is a predicted model, not a curated record. Gene Ontology annotation, cellular component: SNARE complex; vacuolar membrane. NCBI's taxonomy places the organism in Eukaryota, Metazoa, Chordata, Mammalia, Dermoptera, Cynocephalidae. The transcript is spliced from 12 exons. Gene Ontology annotation, molecular function: syntaxin binding; soluble NSF attachment protein activity.
UCUCAAGGCAGUCAUGGAGAGGCUCUUCUGGGUCAUUGUCCAGAAGGAGAGUUGCUGGAUUCAGAGCUGUAGUCUUAAGAAACUUUAUUUGGGGCUGCUCUCAAAGUAAAGCCUGGUAUUGAGUGAUGCAGGCGUUGGUGAGCCAAUGCUCGGAUGCACUUCUAAGGAGAGUUUGCACAGAGUGAGGUGCUACCAGGCUUAUAUUUUGCCCUAGAGUUAGUUUGUCUGCUUCCUUCACCAAUAAAGCGGUUGGGGCUAUAGCCUGGAGACAAGUUGGCCAUCUGGAGGCUACACUAUCCAAUCUCUUAGAGAGAUAGGCCACAGGCCUCUUCCAUGGACCCAGUGUCUGGCCUGAAAACUGGAUUUUUAAAAUGGAAGCCAGAUUAUGACAGUGCUGCUUCUGAAUAUGGAAAAGCAGCUGUUGCUUUUAAAAAUGCCAAACAGUUUGAACAAGCAAAAGAUGCCUGCCUGAGGGAAGCUGUUGCCCAUGAAAAUAAUAGGGCUCUUUUUCAUGCUGCCAAAGCUUAUGAGCAAGCUGGCAUGAUGUUGAAGGAGAUGCAGAAACUGCCAGAGGCUGUUCAGCUGAUUGAGAAAGCCAGCAUGAUGUACCUAGAGAAUGGCACCCCAGACACAGCGGCCAUGGCAUUGGAGCGAGCCGGAAAGCUUAUAGAAAAUGUAGAUCCAGAAAAGGCUGUACAGUUAUAUCAACAGACAGCUAAUGUGUUUGAGAAUGAGGAACGCUUACGACAGGCAGUUGAAUUACUGGGAAAAGCCUCCAGACUGCUGGUACGAGGACGCAGGUUUGAUGAGGCGGCACUCUCUAUUCAGAAAGAAAAAAAUAUUUAUAAGGAAAUUGAGAAUUAUCCAACUUGUUAUAAGAAAACAAUCGCUCAAGUCUUAGUUCAUCUCCACAGAAAUGACUACGUGGCUGCAGAAAGAUGUGUCCGGGAGAGCUACAGCAUACCAGGGUUCAAUGGCAGUGAAGAUUGUGCUGCACUUGAACAGCUUCUCGAAGGAUAUGACCAGCAAGAUCAAGAUCAGGUGUCAGAGGUCUGCAACUCGCCACUUUUCAAGUACAUGGACAAUGAUUAUGCAAAGCUGGGCCUGAGUUUGGUGGUUCCAGGAGGCGGAAUCAAGAAGAAAUCACCUGCAACACCGCAGGCAAAGCCUGAUGGCGUCAUCACUACAGCUGCUGAUGAAGAGGAAGAUGAAUAUUCAGGAGGACUAUGCUAGUAUUUUGCUUGCAGAAAAGAAAGGGAAAAUCCUCAUGCCGUUUCAUGGAUUUGGGACUUGUUUAAGGUUAUCCAUACUUCCUUGCAGUUAUGAUUCUGAAUGCUAAUAAAGAAAAAUUUUUAGUUACCACUUCCCCAAAUCACCCAUUGUAUCUACUCCCCGUGAAGCUUAUUUUUUUCUCUUUCCAUGGUAAGAGCUUUUCUAAGACACCAGCAGAAUUAACGGAAAAUGUACUGUCACAUUUUAAUGCAGUUGAUUUUAAAAUUUGCAGGCCAAAUUCUAGACAAGUUAUGUUCUAGAAGGGGGAAUAGGCAUAGAUGUUAUUCUUCUCAGGCUCUUGUAAUUUAUUGUUAGAUAAUUUUCUUUCUUUGCAUUUUAUUUAAUGCUGCUAAAAGUGAAGUUUACUAGGUAAAAAAAAAAAGAUUAAAACUUUAUUUUGUUUUGGAAAGGAAAUUUAUCCCCCAUUGAAAUUAUUAAGUGUUUUCAGAGACCAGAUUGGGACAGAAAGCUGUUUUGAGCCUUAAAAUAUUAUUUAGUCCAAUAAAAGAUUCAUUUAAGCAAUUGAACUCUUAUAUCUGAGUUUGCAAAGUUUUGAAGGUAGUACAUUAAAAUGGUUCUGUAAAUGUCUUCAGUGCUCUCUUAACUAUGGGCGUUUCUUCCAUCUAGAAAAUACACAGUGACUAUCUCCAAACCUACUUGGUUUUUGACCAAAUGGUAGCUAAUGAAGACUUUUUUUAUUCCUUCUAAAAAAAGAGGUAAUGUUUCCAUCAAUCUAGUACAUAUACAUUUCUUCCCUCCAAAAUAAUUUCUGAUGUAUUUAGAGUUGCAGCUAGACCAUAACUUUAACAUGUGAAAUGUUGUAUACUACAAAAAUUUAGAUGAAAGGGAAGAAUUGUUUUAGAAAGACAUACAUUUAAAACACUGUGCUGUCAGUAUUUUAACCAUUCAUAGUUAUUUCCUAAAGUGUUAUUUCUGAAGGAUUCCUUUUUCACCCUCUGUGGCUUAGACCCAUUUUAUAAUCUGUUCAUUGGAAAGAGGCUACAAACACCAGCAGUAUGCAUUCUGCAGGUACAUGCUACCCACAGUAGUUUCCUGUUUAUUCAUGCCCUGUCUCUCUCUCUUUUACUCUUAUAUCUUGUUUGAGUAUGUAUGCUUAGUUUUAGACUUCCUGAAAACACUAAGGUAGAUAUCUUAAGUGAUUUUAGUCACAGUUCUGCAGAGAGCUUAGACAGAAUAACAUCCAUUUUUGGCAGGUGUGCUUGGUGGGUGGGUGUUAGUAGGUCUAAUACAAAAUACUAAUAAAUUUAAUGUUUUGAUUCCUUGUUACCUGCAUAGUUGUGCAAGUAGCAGCUCAGUUUCAUUAGUUGUUUGAGGUGUGAACCAAGAGCAAUCUGAAUAAAGCUAUAUUUAGACAAUAAAGCUGCAUUUAAAGACA